GGCAUGGCAGAGAUGAGGUCGGGGCUGCCAACCGGGCUGCAGCUCAGCGCGCUGCCGGACCACUCGCCGCUGCUGCAGCCCAGCCUGGCGGAGCUGCGGCGCCGAGCCCGGGAGGAGGGCACCUGGUUCGCGCCGCUGCCGCUCACCGAUUCCUUUCUACUUCGAUUCCUGCGCGCCCGGGAUUUUGACCUGGACCUGGCCUGGCGGUUACUAAAAAACUAUUAUAAAUGGAGAGCAGAAUGUCCAGAACUAAGCGCAGAUCUCCAUCCUGGAAGUAUCCUUGGCCUUUUGAAGGCUGGCUACCAUGGAGUUCUGAGAUCCAGGGAUCCCACUGGCAGCAAAGUUCUUAUUUACAGAAUUGCACAAUGGGACCCAAAAGUUUUUACAGCUUACGAUGUAUUUCGUGUAAGUCUAAUUACAUCUGAGCUUAUUGUACAGGAAGUAGAAACACAACGGAAUGGAGUCAAGGCUAUAUUUGAUCUGGAAGGUUGGCAAUUUUCUCAUGCGUUUCAAAUUACCCCAUCUGUAGCCAAGAAGAUUGCUGCUGUACUUACUGAUUCCUUUCCAUUGAAAGUUCGUGGCAUCCAUUUGAUAAAUGAGCCAGUAAUUUUUCAUGCUGUCUUUUCCAUGAUUAAACCAUUCCUGACUGAAAAGAUUAAGGAACGAAUUCACAUGCAUGGGAACAAUUACAAACAAAGCCUACUUCAGUAUUUUCCUGACAUUCUUCCUCUGGAAUAUGGUGGUGAAGAACUCUCCAUGGAGGACAUUUGUCAAGAGUGGACAAAUUUUAUAACGAAGUCUGAAGAUUAUCUCAGCAGCAUUUCUGAGACCAUUCAAUGAGAAGAAGCUAUUUCAUAUGAGUGGCUUCCUCAUAAAAAUAUGUGAGAGAGAUCCUAUCUGAUUACAUAAUGAAAGAAAAAGAACAAAUCUUUUAAACUAAUUCAUGCUUGUCUUAUCUUUAAAAAUGUUAAAAUCUCUUAUAUGAGCAAUAUGGGCAUGUGGGAGGCUUUUUUACUUUUUAAAUGUAUUUUUUUUUUAAAAAAAACUUUGAAGUAAUUAAAUGUUGGUAUAUUUGAAAGGCACAGAAGAGACUGCUGAUUCUUACACAUUUCUCAAGUGACUGUUCAUAUGUAUUUUUGUAUGUUUCUGGAAAGUUUAAUUUUAAACAAAUUUUCUGAUUACAUUUGUUUGGUACUAGAUUUAUAAAUAGUCCAGUGAAAAGAAAUACUAUACAAAUCAACUGAUGGUGGAAACCUAUUAACACUGAUUUUUGGUGCCCGAUUAAAUUAUAAUUCAGAAUAAAAUCUCAAUACAGCUUUAUGGCUAUUUCUAUGGGCCAUCUGAUGGCUCAUCUCAGGGAAAUUCUAUUUAGCAUAUUUGCACAUUAGAAACUUUUGACUGAAGAAUUUUUAUGCCAUAUUAUUCUAUUUAGCAUCUAUAGGUCUCCAGGAAAUUACUGAUAUUGAUAUAAUUGAAACAUAUUUAUAAAAUAUUUCAGGCACAGUUGGCUUUCAAUUUAUUCUCAAAUAAAUAAAAAAUAUAAUUUUGACCUCUGUUCAUGGUUAUUCUUAUCAUGACUACACAGAUAUUUGGAGAGUGAGUAAUGUUUAAUUGUCUUUUAUAGGAACAAUUUCUAGUUGAAUAAUCAAUAGAACUACACAAAGAAAAGGAAGUGUUUAUAUUUUAAAAAUCAUUAUCAAUUACAUAUAGUAUUUUUCAGGUUAUUCAUAAAACAAUUUAGAUUUACUAUUAUAUCAAGAUAUUCUAAAUCUCAUAAUUUAUAUUUACUUAAAAAAUUUGUAGUUGGGAUGUGCUGUUUAUAUUCUAGUUUAUGUCAAAGAGUAUUUUAGUUAUCAAUAAAGAUAUAAUCUUAUCCCUCAUAUUCAACAUAGCUUUUAUGUC
Urocitellus parryii (Arctic ground squirrel) is the source of this 1902-nucleotide messenger RNA. RefSeq names its product alpha tocopherol transfer protein (gene Ttpa). NCBI's taxonomy places the organism in Eukaryota, Metazoa, Chordata, Mammalia, Rodentia, Sciuridae. The record is from RefSeq and is a predicted model, not a curated record. Gene Ontology annotation, cellular component: late endosome; membrane. Gene Ontology annotation, molecular function: vitamin E binding; lipid transfer activity; phosphatidylinositol bisphosphate binding. Gene Ontology annotation, biological process: vitamin E metabolic process; vitamin transport.